This is a messenger RNA of Cloeon dipterum, 1179 nucleotides long. RefSeq names its product retinol dehydrogenase 12-like. The transcript is spliced from 8 exons. The record is from RefSeq and is a predicted model, not a curated record. Bases 153 to 1124 code for a protein of 323 amino acids. NCBI's taxonomy places the organism in Eukaryota, Metazoa, Arthropoda, Insecta, Ephemeroptera, Baetidae.
GCGCAAGUCCGAGCGAACGUUGCGUUAUUUUAGAGUUUUCAGAUUCGCCGAUUUGGCAUUUGGCUUCGGUGACAGAUAUAAAAGAUAACGAAUGAUAACUAACUUGAGAAUUAAAAAAACAUUAAUUCUUUCAAGAGUCUCAAGCCGGCAGUAUGGGCUUCCUGACGUCCGUGUUUGUGGUCUUAGUGGUCUUGGUGGUGGCCGUCAAGGCCUGGUACCAAGGCACCAUGCGCAUGUGCCGCAGCACGCGCCGAUUAGAUGGAAAAGUGGUCAUAGUCACAGGAUCUAAUACAGGAAUUGGGAAAGAGACCGCGCGAGAUCUAGCGAGGAGAGGCGCUCGCGUUUACCUGGCCUGCAGAGAUCUCUCCAGAGGAAAAGCAGCUCGAAGUGACAUAAUUGAGAGUACGGGCAACCACAAAGUAGAGGUCCUCAAGUUAGAUCUCGGAUCGCUGGCGUCCGUACGCGCAUUUGUGCAGGAGUUUCUCUCCAAGGAAAAACAACUGGACGUGCUCGUCAACAAUGCUGCAGCCACUGGCUUGGAAAACAAACUUUCCAAGGACGGACUGCAGCAGGAAAUGCAAAUCAACCACUUUGGCCCAUUCCUGCUCACUGUUCUCUUGCUGGACGUUAUAAAGAAGACACGGUCCAGCAGAAUAGUCACAGUGUCUUCGUUGGCCCACAAAUACGGUACAAUCGACUUUGCCAACCUUAACUGUGAGAAGGCAUUUCCGGGAGGAGCUAAACUGUACUCCAAUGCCAAAUUGGCCAAUGUCCUCUUCGCUAACGAACUCGCCAGAAGAUUAGAGGGAACAGAUGUGACAAGCAACAGUCUGCAUCCAGGGGUGGUGAAAACAGAAAUUGCCCGCAGAAUGCCCUUACCAAACGUGCUUUAUAAGCUCCUCGGCUACGUAACAGCAUUCUUCUUCAAAAACGAAUACGAAGGAGCCCAAACAAGUAUUCAUUUGGCCGUGUCGGAAGAGGUGGAGGGCGUCACUGGCAGAUAUUUCGUCGACUGCAAGGACGCGAAAAUGUCAGCGGACGCAAAGAACCAAGAGCUUGCCAAGAAGCUGUGGGACAAGUGUGUGCAGCUGGUCAAACUAACUCCAGAAGAAAUAAAGCUGUAAAUAUAAUAAAAGUCACGCUGCGCGCUCUUGGAAAUGCAAGAAUAAAGCUCUUUAA